Messenger RNA from Rodentolepis nana, 2157 nucleotides. NCBI's taxonomy places the organism in Eukaryota, Metazoa, Platyhelminthes, Cestoda, Cyclophyllidea, Hymenolepididae. The record is from the annotation of a GenBank genome assembly.
AUGAAUAUGCACAGAAGGGCAAGUGUCGGUAGAUUUAUCAAAGACAUUACUACCAGCACAGAUGUGCUUGGUUUGGACAAAAAAGUUGAUGAGGAAAUUUACAAGCAGAAGUAUGUUUUUGAGUGCGCGUGGGAAGUUGUUAAUAAAGUUGGUGGCAUUUAUACCGUCAUUAGAACAAAAGCUGCAACUACUGUUGAAGAACUCGGUGACCGAUAUUGCCUACUUGGUCCUCUUAACGACGCAUGCAUGCGAACGGAGGUUGAUAUCGUAGAACCCAAUUCAGAGCCACUUAAACGUGCCCUUUUAAAAAUGCAAGAACACGACAUUAAAAUGGUAUUUGGUAGAUGGCUUAUUGAAGGUUAUCCUUAUGUCCUUCUUUUUGAUAUUGGAUCGUCAGCAUGGCGUAUUGAUUCUUGGAAAAAAGAACUUUGGGAUAAUUGCAAUAUUGGAAUCCCUGUCCAUGAUUCUGAAUGUAAUGAUGCACUCAUAUUCGGUGCUCUGGUUGCCUGGUUUUUAAAAGAAUUCAGAGAUGCGCUUGAUGAAAUGACGGAAGGUGUUAAGCUUCCAAUAAUUGCUCAUUUUCAUGAAUGGCUUGCUGGUUGUGGAUUGAUCUUUUCACGUACUCGACAUCUUAAUGUGUCUACAAUCUUCACAACGCAUGCUACCCUUCUUGGUAGAUAUUUGUGCGCAGCCUCCAUCGAUCUCUACAAUAAUUUGGACAAAUUCGACCUCGAUAAGGAAGCCGGUGAUCGUAAUAUUUAUCACCGAUACUGCUUAGAAAGAGCUGCGGUUCAUUGUGCCCAUGCUUUUACUACAGUUAGCAAAAUUACUGGUUUGGAAAGCAAAUACCUCCUUCAAAGAGAACCUGACAUAAUAACACCAAACGGUCUCAAUGUUAUCAAAUUUGCGGCUCUUCAUGAGUUCCAGAACCGUCACGCAAUCGCCAAGCAGAAGUUACACCAGUUUAUCCAAGGUCAUUUCUACGGGCAUUACGAUUUUGAUUUGGAUAAAACAUUGUACUUCUUCAUUGCUGGCAGAUACGAAUUCCAAAAUAAGGGUGCCGAUAUUUUCAUCGAAGCUCUGGCGCGUCUGAAUCAUCGACUUCAGGAACAGGGAAGUGAUGUUACAGUGGUUGCGUUCUUAAUCUUUCCAGCAGCAACCAAUAGCUUCAACGUAGAUUCUUUCAGGGCUCAGGCUAUUGUCAAGCAACUGCGAGAGACCUGCAAUGACAUUCAAAAUGACAUGGGCACCAGGCUAUUUGAAGUUUGCCUUCGUGGCCGAAUUCCUACUGGUAAUGAUGUUCUCCACCAGGAGGAUAUUGUUCGUCUGAAACGUUGUAUCUACGCCGCUCAGCGAAAUAAUCUCCCUCCCAUCUGUACACACAAUAUUAUUCAGGACAAUAUUGAUCUGGUUCUCUGUAACCUCCGUCGUUGUCGCCUCUUUAACAACCGUUAUGAUCGUGUUAAAGUUAUUUUUCACCCUGAAUUUCUCAGUUCUACAAACCCACUCUUGCCAAUGGACUAUGAAGAAUUUGUUCGAGGCUGCCACUUGGGCGUCUUCCCCUCAUACUAUGAACCAUGGGGUUACACUCCAGCUGAGUGUACGGUGAUGGGCAUCCCUUCGGUAACCACCAACCUCUCCGGUUUCGGUUGCUUCAUGGAAGAGCACAUUGAAGAUCCCGCUUCCUAUGGUAUCUACGUUGUGGAUCGUCGUUUUCAGAGUGUAGAUGCGUCAGUGGAGCAACUGACAAGAUGCCUGCAUGAAUUCUGCCAAUACUCUCGAAGACAACGUGUGGUUUUGCGAAAUAGAACCGAACGUCUAAGUGAACUUUUGGACUGGAAAAACCUUGGCGUGUACUACAGUCGAGCGCGUAUGGUAGCUCUGUAUCGCCAAAGACCAGAUCUUUUUACUCGUGAUAUAGAGCGCGGAGAAGUAGAUGUAGAAGAUGCCGGUUCCUCGAAGAGUUUCCGUCUCUGCAGACCCUUCUCAGCACCUCCAUCGCCGAGCGCUUCACGCAGCUCAAGUUCCAAUCGCAGUACCGGUCGCAGCACACCGACAUCUAAUCUGGACGAAGACGAAGUCGACGAGGACACAGAACGUCUUGAACUUGGUCUCCAAAUGGUCUCUAUCAACGCCAACAACUAUUCAGAGGACUAA